Molecule: messenger RNA, 252 nt
Organism: Ostertagia ostertagi
Lineage: Eukaryota; Metazoa; Nematoda; Chromadorea; Rhabditida; Trichostrongylidae
Source: the annotation of a GenBank genome assembly
AUGGAAGCGGAUACGGGAUGUACUAUACAAUCAGUCGAUUCUUCAGCGCUUGAUGCUGGUCAAGCGCGACCCAAAAUGCACCCAAUAUCUCGUCGUGUGCUGAGGUUCGAGCGGUCCGCUGAGUUCCCACAACCUGGCGAGCUUCCCUUCCCAAUGCUUGACUUUGCCAAGAUCCUUCCUGACAUUCCCGUGAAGUACAAGCCAAGCCACGUGAUGCCGGACACCGACUAUCAGCCGGAGCUCGAGUUCUAA